Messenger RNA from Alligator mississippiensis (American alligator), 5193 nucleotides. It is a transcript of the gene FNBP1, whose product is annotated as formin binding protein 1. The record is from RefSeq and is a predicted model, not a curated record. NCBI's taxonomy places the organism in Eukaryota, Metazoa, Chordata, Crocodylia, Alligatoridae. The coding region runs from base 136 to 1992 and encodes 618 amino acids. The transcript is spliced from 18 exons. Gene Ontology annotation, biological process: endocytosis; signal transduction. Gene Ontology annotation, molecular function: protein binding.
ACCAGUUUCACAGGCACAGCUGAGUUUCUUGGGGACGAAACCAAAAAAAACCAAACCAACCCAACCCACUGCAAAGGCAGCGCUCUCGGACUGGGCUGCUCCCCUCGCCCUGCCCUCCCGGGAUCUGGUGGAGCCAUGAGCUGGGGCACGGAGCUGUGGGAUCAGUUUGACAACUUAGAAAAACACACACAAUGGGGAAUUGAUGUUCUGGAAAAAUACAUCAAGUUUGUAAAAGAAAGAACGGAGAUUGAAAUCAGCUAUGCAAAGCAACUUAGGAAUCUUUCUAAGAAAUAUCAACCCAAAAAGAACUCCAAAGAAGAGGAAGAAUACAAGUACACAUCAUGUAAAGCCUUCUUAGCCACUUUAAAUGAAAUGAAUGACUAUGCUGGACAGCAUGAGGUCAUUUCCGAAAACAUGACCUGUCAGAUCACUGCAGAGUUAGCACGCUAUGUGCAGGAGCUGAAACAAGAAAGGAAAUCGCACUUCCAUGAAGGCAGAAAGGCACAGCAGCAUAUUGAAACUUGCUGGAAACAACUUGAAGCAAGUAAAAGGAGGUUUGAACGAGACUGCAAGGAAGCUGAUAGAGCGCAGCAGUAUUUUGAGAAGAUGGAUGCUGACAUCAAUGUUACAAAAGCAGAUGUUGAAAAGGCGAGAUCCCAAGCUCAGCUACGACAUCAAAUGGCUGAAGAGAGCAAAGGAGAAUACUCAUCCAUUCUUCAGAAGUUUAACCAUGAGCAACAUGAACAUUAUUACACACACAUACCAAACAUCUUCCAGAAAAUACAAGACAUGGAGGAAAGGAGGAUAGUGAGACUAGGUGAAUCCAUGAAGACCUUCUCCGAAAUCGACCGCCAGGUGAUCCCCAUCAUUGGGAAGUGUCUGGAUGGAAUAACAAAGGCGGCUGAAUCGAUUGAUCAGCAAAAUGAUUCGCAGUUGGUAAUAGAAGCCUUUAAAUCAGGGUUCGAACCUCCGGGAGAUAUCGACUUCGAGGAUUUCACUCAGCCAAUGAAGCGCACUGUCUCUGAAUCCAGCCUUUCCAAUUCCAGAGGGGAUGGAAAAUCUGAGCCCAAGUUUGGUGGCAAAUCGAAGGGCAAGUUAUGGCCAUUCAUCAAGAAAAAUAAGCUUAUGUCCCUUUUAACAUCCCCCCAUCAGCCCCCUCCUCCUCCCCCUGCCUCUGCCUCACCCUCUGCUGUUCCCAACGGCCCCCAGUCUCCCAAGCAGCAAAAGGAACCCCUCUCCCAUCGCUUCAACGAGUUCAUGACCUCCAAACCCAAAAUCCACUGCUUCAGGAGCCUAAAGCGCGGGCUUUCUCUCAAGCUGGGUGCAGGACCAGAGGACUUCAGCAAUCUCCCACCUGAACAAAGAAGAAAGAAACUCCAGCAAAAGGUUGAUGAACUAAACAAAGACAUUCAGAAAGAGAUGGAUCAAAGAGAUGCCUUAACAAAAAUGAAAGACGUCUAUAUCAAGAACCCACAGAUGGGAGACCCAGCCAGUGUGGAUCACAGAUUAGCCGAACUGGGACAAAACAUGGAAAAGUUACGAUUAGAGGUCCAGAAAUUUGAGGGCUGGCUGGCUGAGGUGGAGGGCAGGCUCCCCAUGCGGACUGAGCAGACCCGACGACAGAGCGGAUUGUAUGAAACCCAGAAUACCUCGGCUGUCAACAAUUGUGCCCAGGACCGGGAGAGCAGCCCAGAUGGCAGUUACACAGAGGAUCAGAGUCAGGAGAGUGAGAUGAAGGUGCCGGCUACGGAUUUUGAUGAUGAAUUUGAUGAUGAAGAACCACUUCCUACCAUAGGAACGUGCAAAGCACUCUAUACAUUUGAAGGUCAGAAUGAAGGAACAAUUUCAGUAACAGAAGGAGAAAUGCUCUAUGUAAUAGAGGAAGACAAAGGUGAUGGAUGGACCCGAAUCCGGAGGAAUGAAGAUGAGGAGGGUUAUGUCCCCACGUCAUAUGUCGAAGUCUAUUUGGACAAAAAUGCCAAAGAUUCCUAAAGGUGUUUGUGCUGGUGCAGGAACCUCGGGGCGAGCUUGUCACAGAAGGAGAAACAAAUGGUCUGUUUACCCUGCAGGCAGUUCACACACACCCACGAGAGCAGGCGCCUGGUCUGGUCUGGAGUUAGCACUUGAGACAAACUAAAGUCUAAAUUCCAUCCCAGCAUUACUCAGCCGCUUGCUCUUUUUUAUGGCAUGCUACUUGUGGCUCAGACUAACUUAUUGACUCUCCCCACUGUUCUGCCAGCUGGGCCCUGCCCUUCUGUAGAACAUGCUCAGCCUUCCCCUCCUCACCACUGCUCCCUGCCCCUCGACCAGAUGACAAACUGCUGGCUGCACUUUGAUACAAAGAGUAACCAGAGAAUCCCAGGCAUGUGCCAGAUGGUAUUCUACCCUCCCCUGGCCCUCAGUCCAUCUGAAUGUAUGCACCAGUCCAUCAGCAUUUCACACAGUGCCUUUGGUGCCACUCUUGCAGGUAGUCUUAUCAGACAGCUAGGAAAGGAUGAACAUACACAUGGAAAGCCAGCUACAGGAACCAUGUUACAGCAGCCAGGCUGGGCUCUUGAGUCCAGCAGCUAAAUUUAACACAUCAGAAGAUGGAUUCCCCAGAGGAGUCACAAAUGUUAACACACCAUUUCACUUUUUAAAACGUGGCAGGUGCUUGCUCCCUCCACUUGUCCCCACUGACGUUGUUACAUCCUGCCAGCCUAGAUGCUCAUGCACGUAUGCUUGCUUUCCUGCUCGCUUCCUCAUGUGUGCACGCACACACAAACACACACACAAACACACACACACACAGAGGCAUUUGGGUUUGAAGCCCUGUUCCCCUGGCUACCAAGACCUCGUUUUCAUUUUGUUUCAGCCAGCAUGCUCGCCCUGCUGCCUUGCCUGCACCCACCUUCCAAAGGGUCGUGUCACUUUGCAGUCCGUUGUUAAUCUCUUUGCAGUUUUUUUUACGCAUUUCAGACCUGCCUUCUCCUUUUGCAUGAGCUCCUGUGCACUCUCACGAAAUGUGUUUGAAUAGCAGAACUGUGGGGUCUGUUUGUUUUGGUUUUUUUUUUUAAACAUAAAAGAAACUGUACUUCAUGCCCUUCUCCCAUCUCGCCACGGACUGGCUUUUGGCCCUGGAGCUUCAGGUGGGAAUUUUGGCUCAUCCACUGUCACGUAUCAACCACUCUGUCGUCCUGUGCUCUUCAUAAGAGGAGAAACAGCUUGAUGGUGAUGCUGUGCCUUGUCACUUCGCAUAGUAGCAAGGAAGCCAUGCUGUUUCCAAAUGUCAUGUGAUCCGGAACUAAGCUGCCUAGACAGGGGUUUGAUCACUUCCAAAAGCCUCUGCUCCAAAAAUGUCUCUCUCAUCCUUCCCUUCAAAGUCUUUACACUUGGAUGCUGCAACGAUCCCAUACCUCCUCAAACCUUGUCUAACAGCAGCUAGUUUGGUAAUAAUUUGCCAUGUCUUGUCUUAUGAAUCUGUUGCUUUGAUUGAUUGCAUUAUGAGGAAACCAUUUGGGGGGUGCAGGACUAGGAAUAUCCAGUUCUCAUGACAUUUCUCUGGAUCUUUUGCAAAUGUAUUAGAAUUAGAGGUAACUUAAGAUAGAUGCCACCACAGUUAAUGGCCCUGACAUGAGACCUCUGAGCUUUGGUUUGCAGGCAUAUGUCAUGUUGCAAUGCUUUCUGCUGUUCUUGUGAGCAGAGUCUGUACUAAGAUGCAGUAAGUGGAAUCAUGCUGUUUCUGUUCAGAUUUGCUGAAAUCUUUCCCACUCAAGAGGAAAUCGUUAAGUUGCUGUUUAGGUUAAACGUUGUAUUCUUGGCUUUGUGCUCUCUUUUCUUUUUUAUUUCAAAAUUUGACUUUUAUAUUCAAUAGCACAGAGUCACUCAUUUUUUACAGUUAAUGCUAUAGCUAUUGCAUUAUCAAGCUUAACAACUACAAGCUUCCACAAGCAGAAAGACGACCAAUUUCUUCAAAUCUAAUUAACAUGGCCUAGGAGUCUGCACUGUCAGAGAAGCUGGUAUAAACUCAGAAACACCUUCAGCCACAGUGUUAUCCAUCUGACGGGUCAUGAUCAGCUGAACUGCCAUCCUUAUCAUUGUCGCUCCUGUUUGUUUAACUCUUUAGAUGUGUAUGUGCCUGGUAGCAGAGUAAGAUCAAGUCGCUUGCUCUUGUGAGUCCAUACACAGAGCAGUGAUACAUGUGUGCAGUGAGUCUGUGGCACAGGAAGAUCAUCCUAUCCCUAUCGGGGAUCUAAAUGGUUAAAUAAUCAGGAGUGCAAAAAUUCUUAGCUGCGGUAUUUAUUCUUUUGUGCAUCUGCUACACUGUUGAAUCAGCAGUUAGAAUUGGCUCAUUUUCACUCUUUUUUGUGCCAUCUGUAAAAAUGAGAGAAAAGUUUGCUUUUAUAUAUUUAAUCUAGGUGGACAGUAUAUUAUUGUCAGCCUCUGUGGAACAUUUGAACCAUCGCAAUAUCAGUGUUGCUACAUAGCGCUUUAGAAGGAGCAUUAGCUUUGGCCAUGCCAACUGAUUUUUCUUUGGAAGUGUUACCGGAAGACUCUCUAUGGAGUUUUUAUAAACUUGAUGCCCAUUUUCAGAAGCCCAGAUUUGACAAGAAAACAAACUAGCACCAGUUGGAUACCGUAUCCUACACGGCUUGUUUCUAUUGUGUUUAUCCAGGGUAAGAAGUAGGUAAUUGCAGUAGAAUUUACUUUUAAAAUAAAACUGAAAUAGAUUAAAUGUGUGACUGGUUUAUAAAAACUCUGCUUGAACUUACUAAGAUCACACUGCAAAUGUGAUUGUACAUGCUAUAAAACAAAAUCUCACCCACCCUUGUCCCCAGAAAAAGUCUCUCUAAUGCCCUUUCUUAACAUCUGUAAAUAGAGAAGAAAAAAACAUAUUUACUGAUACUGAAAAGUUGUGUUUAAUGCCGAGUAUUUUUCAAAAGUUCUUUUGGUCUAAUGCAUAUCAGUGUUUUUUUUUUCUCCCUGCUUGAAGUGUCAAAAGACCUGAAAGAAGCCAAAUUCUAUUUUAACAUGAUGAUGUUGAGCACUUUUUUUAUUUGUACUUGUGUGUGUAUGUGUGUCUGAGCACUGAACUCUAGAUUUUGGUGGCAUCUCAGUGUUGUGAUUUCAUUGCCAAUGUAAAAGGUUCUGGUGUUGCCCAUUCAUUUCUGGAGACAGAAUUCAGCCAAAUAAAGUGCUUCCAUUUGAAAGCGA